UUAUAGUCUUCACUCAGUCUCUAGAGUUAGACCGAAAAGCCUCCAUCAACAUGACCAGCUACACAUCAAAAUGCUUUGCAUCACGAUCUGUGUCUCAUAGUCGUGGUGAAGGAGGAGGGGUCCGAGGCUUUUGGGGUGGAAGCGCCCAUGGUGGAGCAGGAGGUUGUGGGGUUCGCAUCUCUCAAGCCUCUCGGCCACUGUUUAUUGGUUCAUCUAGACAAGUUGUUGGUGGAGGCUACGGCACCAAUGUUGGUCUUGGUUCAGGUAUUGGUAUAGGUCUUGGGUCAGGUCUUGGUGUAGGUAUUGGGUCAGGUCUUGGUGUAGGUCUUAGUUCAGGUAUUGGAUCAGGCUCUGCUGCAGUUCUAGGUUCAAGCUCUUCCGCAAGUUUUGGUGGUGGAUUUGGAAGUGCUGGGUUUAGAAGUGGUGCUAGUUUUAAAGCUGGAGGUGGGUUUGCUGGUGUCACUGGUGGACAAGAUGCUGGCAUCCUGGGAAAUGAAAAGUUUACCCUGAGGGUCCUUAAUGACCGUUUGGCAUCCUACCUGAAAAAGGUGCGCAUUUUAGAAAAGACCAAUGCAGAGCUUGAGCUGAAGAUCAGUCAAUUUGUGGAGAGCAGAACCUCACCUACUGAACGGGACUACUCUGACUCCUUGACUACUAUCAACGAGCUCCAGGACAAAAUUCGGGAUGCCAUCCAGAAGAAAGGUGUGGUCCAACUCAACUUGGACAAUGCCACCUUGGCUGCUGAUGACUUUAGGAUUAAGUAUGAGCAUGAGUUGGCCCUUCGUCAGUCAGUUGAGGCCGAUAUCUCUGGGCUGAAGAGGCUGCUAGAAGAUAUCAACCUGGGCAAGUCUGAGCUCACCUUGCAAAUUGACACACUGAAGGAUGAAGUGGUCUUCCUCAAAAAGAACCAUGAGGAGGAAAUGGUGAGUACACGCAGCCAGAUGAGUGGACAGAUUCAUGUGGAGGUGGAGGCUGCACCACAGCAGAAUCUCACCUCCAUGCUGGAAGACAUCCGUGAUCACUAUGAGGCCGUCGCUGCUAAGGGCCGGAGAGAGCUCGAGUCCUGGUUCAAGGGCAAGUUGGAGACUCUGAAACAGGAGGUUAUUACCACCACAGAGGUUAUAGGCACAUCCAAAACAGAAAUGACCACAGAAAAGACCAAAGUGCAGAGCCUGGAACUCGAGCUCCAGUCUGUUAUGGCUGUGAAAGCAUCCUUGGGAAUAAAACUGAUGGAGAAACAGGCUUUCUUCUCUGCACAGUUGUCAGGAUUCCAAGUGCAGGUGGUGAGUCUUGAGGAACAGCUGCUGCAGCUUCGCGCUGAUCUUGAGCGUCAAGGUCGUGAUUAUCAAACGCUGUUGGACAUCAAGACCAGAUUGGAGCUAGAGAUUGGUGACUACCGGAGACUGCUGGACUCAGGGGCCAAAGACCUUCUCAUCCCUCCUCUGGGCAUCUUUUCUGACGUCCUUUCAGAAAAAGCUGAGGCUGGCACAAAAGCAGAAAAGAAGGAUGAUGGAAAGGACGCUUCAGCUAGUGAAAAACCAUGAUGACACAAAGCAUUUGAAUGAGCUGUUCAGCCCAGAAAUAAAGAGUUCAGUCACAAU
This is a messenger RNA of Clarias gariepinus (North African catfish), 1601 nucleotides long. Its product is annotated as keratin, type I cytoskeletal 50 kDa-like. The record is from RefSeq and is a predicted model, not a curated record. NCBI's taxonomy places the organism in Eukaryota, Metazoa, Chordata, Actinopteri, Siluriformes, Clariidae. The transcript has 8 exons. Gene Ontology annotation, molecular function: structural molecule activity. Bases 51 to 1544 code for a protein of 497 amino acids.